CCCGCCCGGCGGGUGAAGCUGCGAGCGCUCCGAGUGCCGGUCUCGGGGCCGCCAGCGCUGCCCUCCAGCCGCCGCCCUCCGUGCCUCCUUCGGGCGGCCCCGCCCCCGUUCCCAUCCCCCUCGCGCUCACCUCCUGGCUGUGCAGCGCGCGAGGCGGAGCAAGUUGCCCGCCGCCGCCGCCGCCGCCGCGCUGGGCGAGAGCCUGCACCCGCGCCGCCGCUGACAGGAGGACCGCCGAGGGCUGCGCUAGCCGCCGGGCCGCGCCUUUCCCGGACGCAGACCCACAGCGGGCGUCGGAGCGCAGCGAGGUGCUCUGGGAUCGCGGGCGGCGCCGGCGGGCGGCGCGGUUCUCACAGGAGACCCCGGGGACUCGGGCUUGACCCCGAGGUGCAGCGAACCCCUCUCAGAGCGGCAGAAGUUUCUGCCAAAAUACAUUAUUCGAUUCUACUUUUUUUUCUCAGAAGAGGUAUCCCAAGUGGAGAGAUUUUGGAGCACAGCAUUUUUGUGAAUACUAGAAUAGCACAACCAUGUUUCGGAAUAGUCUCAAGAUGCUUCUUACUGGAGGGAAAUCAAGUCGUAAGAAUAGAUCAAGUGAUGGAGGGAACGAGGAAGCACCGGAUCGAAGACAGUCAAGUGUAGACUCUCGCCAAAGCCGCUCUGGGCAAGGUGGCAUCUCCACAGAAAGCGACUGUGCUUUUGAGCCAGACUACGCCGUCCCACCACUUCCAGUGAGUGAAGGUAUGCAGCACAUUCGGAUUAUGGAGGGCAUGUCUCGCUCUCUUCCAUCCUCCCCCUUACUCACACAUCAGUCUAUCAGUGUUCGGCUCCAACCUGUGAAGAAGUUAACUGCCCCUCUGAGGAAGGCAAAGUUUGUUGAGAGCCCACGAAUUCCAGAAUCCGAGCUUGGCUCACCAACCCUCACUUCAGCUCAGAAACUGGACGUGGAUGCAUACUGCCCUGGUGAUGCUGAACAAGAACUUGGUCCCCCUCCAUCUGUAGAUGAGGCAGCAAACACACUCAUGACUCGUCUGGGUUUCCUCCUUGGAGAGAAAGUCACGGAAGUUCAGCCAGGUGACCAAUACAACAUGGAAGUACAGGAUGAAAAUCAGACCUCAGCAAUCACGCAGAGGAUAAGUCCCUGUUCCACCUUGACUAGCAGCACUGCCUCUCCACCAGCCAGUAGCCCCUGCUCUACUCUCCCGCAAGUCAGUACAAAUGCAACUGCCAAGGAUAGCAGCUAUGGGGCUGUCACUAGUCCAACCUCCACCCUUGAAAGCAGAGAUAGCGGUAUCAUUGCUACCUUGACAAGCUAUUCUGAAAACAUGGAACGCACAAAAUACGUUGGGGAAAGCAGUAAAGAAUUAGGAUCUGGAGGAAACAUAAAGCCUUGGCAGUCUCAAAAAUCCAGCAUGGAUUCCUGUUUAUAUCGAGUAGAUGAAAACAUGACGGCUUCCACCUAUAGUCUGAAUAAGAUCCCAGAGAGGAAUUUGGAAACAGUUUUAUCACAGUCAGUACAGUCUAUUCCUCUUUAUCUUAUGCCACGGCCAAAUUCAGUAGCAGCCACAAGCUCCACCCACUUGGAGGACCUCGCUUACCUGGAUGAGCAGAGACAUACACCUUUGAGAACUUCUCUUCGAAUGCCAAGACAGAGCAUGGCCGGUGCUCGCACACAACAGGAUUUAAGAGUUCGCUUUGCACCUUAUAGGCCUCCCGAUAUCUCCCUGAAGCCGCUGCUCUUUGAAGUGCCCAGCAUCACUACAGAGUCAGUGUUUGUUGGCCGGGAUUGGGUUUUCCAUGAAAUAGAUGCUCAACUUCAGAGUUCAAAUGCCAGCGUGAACCAAGGAGUAGUGAUCGUGGGGAACAUUGGGUUCGGCAAAACCGCCAUCGUCUCCAGACUGGUGGCCCUCAGCUGCCACGGAACACGGAUGAGACAGAUCGCCUCAGACAGCCCACAUGCCUCCCCGAAACAUAUGGAUGCCAACAGAGAGCUGCCACUCACACAGCCACCUUCAGCCCACUCAUCCAUCACCAGUGGAAGCUGCCCAGGAACUCCAGAAAUGCGGAGGCGGCAGGAGGAGGCCAUGCGGAGACUAGCCUCGCAGGUGGUUGCCUAUCACUAUUGCCAAGCAGAUAAUGCCUACACCUGCCUGGUGCCGGAAUUCGUCCACAACGUUGCUGCCCUGCUCUGCCGCUCACCGCAGCUGGCGGCCUAUCGGGAGCAGCUUCUCCGGGAGCCUCACCUACAGAGCAUGCUGAGCCUUCGGUCCUGUGUUCAAGAUCCCAUGGCCUCCUUCCGGAGGGGAGUGCUGGAGCCCCUGGAGAAUCUCCACAAAGAGAGAAAAAUCCCAGAUGGAGAUUUCAUCAUCUUAAUUGAUGGAUUAAAUGAAGCAGAAUUUCACAAACCGGAUUAUGGGGAUACAAUUGUAUCAUUUCUGAGUAAAAUGAUUGGAAAAUUUCCUUCCUGGCUGAAACUAAUUGUAACAGUUAGGACCAGUUUACAGGAAAUUACCAAGCUGCUGCCUUUCCAUAGGAUUUUUUUGGAUCGACUAGAAGAGAAUGAAGCCAUAGACCAGGACCUGCAGGCUUACAUCCUGCACCGGAUACACAGCAGCUCAGAGAUCCAGAAUAACAUUUCACUUAAUGGCAAAAUGGACAAUACUACAUUUGGCAAACUCAGUUCUCAUCUCAAGACACUCAGUCAAGGGUCCUAUCUAUACCUGAAACUCACAUUUGACCUCAUAGAGAAAGGCUAUCUAGUGUUAAAGAGCUCUAGCUACAAAGUAGUUCCUGUUUCGCUCUCUGAGGUUUACUUACUCCAGUGCAAUAUGAAGUUCCCAACCCAGUCUUCCUUUGACCGGGUGAUGCCUCUCCUGAAUGUGGCAGUGGCCUCUCUCCACCCACUGACUGAUGAACAUAUCUUCCAAGCCAUCAAUGCUGGCAGCAUUGAAGGCACGCUAGAAUGGGAGGAUUUUCAGCAGAGAAUGGAGAACCUCUCCAUGUUCCUAAUCAAGCGCAGAGACAUGACUCGUAUGUUUGUACAUCCUUCUUUUCGAGAAUGGCUUAUCUGGAGAGAAGAAGGAGAGAAAACCAAAUUUCUCUGUGAUCCCAGGAGUGGUCACACAUUACUUGCCUUCUGGUUUUCCCGCCAAGAGGGAAAACUAAACCGACAGCAGACAAUUGAACUGGGACAUCACAUCCUCAAAGCACACAUUUUUAAGGGUUUGAGUAAAAAAGUUGGAGUGUCAUCCUCCAUCCUCCAAGGUCUCUGGAUCUCCUAUAGCACAGAGGGUCUUUCCAUGGCAUUGGCAUCUUUACGAAAUCUCUAUACUCCAAAUAUAAAGGUCAGCCGACUGCUGAUUUUGGGAGGUGCCAACAUUAAUUACCGGACAGAGGUUUUAAAUAAUGCUCCAAUUCUAUGCGUCCAGUGUCAUCUUGGUUACACAGAAAUGGUGGCCCUACUGUUGGAGUUUGGGGCCAACGUGGAUGCCUCCUCGGAAAGCGGCCUGACUCCUCUGGGCUAUGCUGCAGCCGCAGGCUUCCUAAGCAUUGUCGUGCUGCUGUGCAAGAAACGGGCCAAGGUGGAUCACUUGGAUAAGAAUGGGCAGUGUGCCUUGGUCCACGCUGCACUCCGAGGUCAUCUGGAGGUUGUCAAGUUUUUGAUUCAGUGUGACUGGACAAUGGCGGGCCAGCAGCAAGGGGUGUUUAAGAAGAGCCAUGCCAUCCAGCAGGCCCUCAUCGCUGCAGCCAGCAUGGGUUAUACUGAGAUUGUCUCCUACCUACUUGAUCUUCCAGAAAAAGAUGAGGAAGAGGUGGAACGAGCACAGAUCAACAGCUUUGACAGUCUCUGGGGAGAGACAGCCCUGACAGCUGCAGCCGGAAGGGGCAAACUGGAGGUGUGUCGUCUACUCCUGGAACAGGGGGCAGCAGUGGCCCAGCCAAACCGCCGAGGGGCAGUGCCCUUAUUCAGCACCGUUCGCCAAGGCCACUGGCAGAUUGUUGAUCUUUUACUCACCCACGGAGCUGAUGUCAACAUGGCGGACAAGCAGGGCCGCACUCCCCUGAUGAUGGCAGCCUCCGAAGGCCACCUGGGAACUGUGGACUUUCUCCUUGCUCAAGGUGCCUCCAUUGCACUAAUGGACAAAGAAGGAUUGACAGCCCUCAGCUGGGCUUGUUUGAAGGGUCACCUCUCAGUAGUACGUUCUCUGGUGGAUAAUGGAGCCGCCACAGACCAUGCUGACAAGAAUGGCCGCACCCCACUGGAUCUGGCGGCUUUCUAUGGUGAUGCUGAGGUGGUCCAGUUCCUGGUGGAUCACGGGGCCAUGAUUGAGCACGUUGACUACAGCGGAAUGCGCCCUUUGGACAGGGCAGUGGGGUGCCGGAACACUUCUGUUGUUGUCACUCUUCUGAAGAAAGGAGCCAAGAUAGGUCCAGCCACAUGGGCGAUGGCUACCUCCAAACCAGACAUCAUGAUCAUCCUGCUGAGCAAGCUGAUGGAAGAGGGGGACAUGUUUUAUAAGAAAGGGAAAGUAAAGGAAGCUGCCCAGCGCUACCAGUACGCUCUGAAGAAAUUCCCUAGAGAAGGGUUUGGUGAGGACUUGAAAACCUUCCGGGAACUAAAAGUGUCUCUCCUCCUCAACCUCUCUCGAUGUCGCAGGAAAAUGAACGAUUUUGGAAUGGCGGAGGAAUUUGCUACUAAGGCCCUGGAGCUGAAACCGAAAUCUUAUGAAGCUUACUAUGCAAGAGCAAGGGCAAAACGCAGCAGCAGCAGACAGUUUGCAGCAGCCUUAGAGGACCUGAACGAGGCCAUCAAGCUGUGUCCAAACAACCGUGAGAUCCAGAGGCUUCUGCUGAGAGUGGAGGAGGAGUGUCGGCAGAUGCAGCAGCAGCCGCCGGCGGCACAGCAGCAGCCUCAGCAGCAGUUACCGGAAGAGACAGAACCCGAACCCCAGCAUGAAGAUAUCUACUCCGUGCAGGACAUACUCGAGGAGGAGUUCUUGGAACAGGAUGUUGAGAAUGUGUCCAUCGGCCUCCAGACGGAGGCUCGGCCCAGCCAGGGGCCCCCGAUAAUCCAGAGCCCGCCCCCCUCCCCGGCCCACCGUGACGCGGCCUACGUCUCCAGCUCGCCUCUCGGCUCUCACCAGGUUUUUGACUUCCGGUCCAGUAGUUCUGUAGGUUCUCCCACUAGGCAGAGCUAUCAGUCCACCUCACCUGCUCUUUCUCCAACUCACCAGAACUCGCAUUACAGGCCUAGUCCCCCGCACACUUCCCCAGCUCAUCAGGGAGGAUCUUACCGCUUCAGCCCCCCUCCUGUGGGAGGGCAGGGCAAGGAAUACCCGAGCCCUCCCCCGUCCCCUCUCCGCAGAGGCCCUCAGUAUCGGGCCAGCCCUCCCGCGGAAAGCAUGAGUGUCUAUAGAUCCCAGUCAGGCUCCCCCGUGCGCUAUCAGCAAGAAACAAAUGUUAGUCAGCUUCCUGGAAGACCGAAAUCUCCAUUAUCCAAGAUGGCCCAGCGGCCCUACCAGAUGCCCCAGCUUCCCGUGGCAGUGCCCCAGCAAGGGCUCAGGCUCCAGCCGGCCAAAGCGCAGAUCGUGAGAAGCAACCAGCCCAGCUCAGCAGUUCAUUCGAGCACUGUCGUCUCCACAGGGGCCUAUGGCCAAGUGGCCCAUUCAAUGGCUGGUAAAUACCAGUCUUCACAAGGAGACAUAGGAGUAAGUCAGAGCCGGUUGGUUUAUCAAGGGUCAAUCGGGGGGAUUGUAGGGGAUGGCAGACCCGUGCAGCAUGUGCAGGCCAGCCUGAGUGCAGGCGCCAUCUGUCAGCACGGAGGGUUGACCAAAGAAGACCUUCCCCAGCGACCUUCCUCCGCCUAUCGAGGUGGCAUGAGAUACAGCCAGACACCACAGAUUGGGCGUAGCCAGUCCGCAUCCUAUUACCCAGUCUGUCACUCAAAACUAGACCUGGAGCGUUCCUCCAGCCAACUAGGUUCCCCUGAUGUGUCACAUUUAAUCAGAAGACCUAUUAGUGUCAACCCUAAUGAAAUCAAACCCCACCCACCAACUCCCAGGCCAUUGCUGCACUCCCAAAGCGUAGGCCUUCGUUUCUCUCCAUCUAGCAAUAGUAUCUCAUCCGCCUCCAACCUAACUCCUACCUUCCGGCCAUCUUCCUCGAUUCAACAAAUGGAGAUCCCACUGAAACCGGCAUACGAUAGGUCAUGUGACGAGCUGUCGCCAGUGUCUCCCACUCAGGGAGGUUACCCUAGUGAGCCCACCCGAUCCAGGACCACACCAUUCAUGGGGAUCAUAGAUAAAACAGCCCGGACUCAACAGUACCCCCACCUUCACCAGCAGAAUCGGACCUGGGCAGUGUCAUCAGUGGAUACCGUUCUCAGUCCUACGUCUCCAGGCAACCUGCCUCAGCCUGAGUCCUUCAGCCCACCGUCAUCCAUCAGCAACAUUGCCUUUUAUAACAAAACCAACAAUGCACAGAACGGCCACUUGCUGGAGGACGAUUACUACAGCCCCCAUGGGAUGCUGGCUAACGGGUCGCGCGGAGACCUGCUGGAGAGAGUUAGCCAGGCCUCCUCGUACCCCGACGUGAAGGUGGCUCGGACCCUCCCUGUGGCUCAGGCGUACCAGGACAACCUGCACAGGCAGCUGUCCCGGGACUCUCGACACGGGCAGACGUCCCCUAUCAAACCAAAGAGACCAUUUGUGGAGUCUAAUGUCUAAAAGACGUGUGUUGGAGUGAGACCCCUAUGUGUUCACUGCACAUUUUCAGGCUUGGUUUCCACAUUCGAGGUAGUUCUCUGGCUUAAUUUCUCAUGUAGUUUCCGCGUGGUGUUCAGAGGUGGCAGCCCACAUGCCGAAAUCCUUUGCAUGCAGCCAACUGGGAAGCUGGCCUCCGGGGAGCCAGGACUUGGGUUUCUUUUGUCUGUACCCUAGCCACACGCUCUCUCCCUCUCUUCAGAUGCCAACGAGGAGAUUGUUGUGCCGUGUGCUUUAACCCAGGGAGAUCAGACACACUGGUCAGCUUUUUCCAGGAGACAAUCGCUUUCACUGAUGUUCUUGUUGUGUAAAACGUCUUUCUCCUUUUUUUACAAAAAUAAGAUGUUCUUGUUCGUUUUCUUCUAGGAACUUUAGAAAGAGUGUGAUGCCCCUUUGCCUUUGCAUUCUUAUCCAGUGUUAUCCAAAUAGCAGCCCCAGUGCAUUCUUGUGCCAUGGUCUCCUCCCCUGGACCGCCAGCUCCCUGCAGCCAUCCGGUCUAGAAUGUUCAUUUAGAUUAUCGCUGGUCUUCCUCUGGGGGUAAAGGAUCAAGGAGAAAGAGAAGAAAUAAGAAAGCACCAAUGCAGUUAUUUGAAAUGUCACUACAUGGAUUUCCCAAGAGGCAUUUUAGGAACAUUGAGAAAACAACCAGCCCUUUAAAUAUUCCAGUCAGCCGAGGAAAUUGGAUGAGAAUCAUGCAUACUUCUAAAUAAUUCACUGAGUUAUUCUUUACGUUUUUAGCCAAAUUAACCAUUAAAAGCUACCGAUUUUCCAUGGGUGGGGGAGAGAAUAAAUAAGUACAUAGAGAGACUGUUCUGGAUUCUCAGUGAAAGGCUGUAGAAAAUCUGUCUUGGAGAAAUCUACUUUUUGGGUUCUGAUACGUCACUGAGCAUCGUAUUCCUCAAAAAGCACUCUCUUCCCGGAGGUUGCCUGGUGUAGUAAUCCUGUUAAGUUGGAUCUUUGCCUAGAGCCAGAUUUUGUUCUACUGGCCCUCUUUUUGUUUUUUUUUUUAAACCCAGAUGGUAUAGUGAAGAAUUGGUUUUGGGGGAAGGAAGUUGAAUUCUCUGGGGACGGUAAGACUUAUUCCCAGAGCUUGCACCCAGGGCCAUUGCAUUCCACGGCAAAUGCUGUCUAACUCCAUUUCAAGAUCUAUUGUUUCAUUAUCUGUUAUUACAGGAAUUGUUUACUCUUUUCUUCUUCUAGGUAGGAGUGUUUGGGGAUUGAUAUUUAAAAGCCAGGCACAGCAAAGUGUUUCCGGGUGAAGAAAGACCCCUUUCAGCCCUGGGUAGGAGCACAUAAGGUAGACAGCAAGUCUUCUGAUCCAGUCACCCUCCAGACAUCUCCUGUGUCUGGUGGCCCUUUGCUAACCGGUCCUUUGAGUGACUGAGGCCAGCAUGAGAGGGACGGCAAGAACACUGAAAUCGAAGCCUUAGCACAGGCCUGGUAGCGACUGCACAUCAGCUCUUAAAGUUAACAAACUAAACAACUAAAAGUAAACAAAAGAGAAUUCGGUCACUGUUACCAGGAAUCAUUCUGCUCUUGUUAGUAAAGGGCUACAGGAAGGGAGGUUUCCUGAGCAAAAAUCCAGAUGUGACCAGACCUGUUUGUGAUAGUAAGUGUCCUCUGAAAGAAUCGUUAAGACAUGGGGAGCAUGAAGCUGAAAUCAGAAACACUUCUUUACUAACUUAGAUUCUGCCAAACAGAUGAACCCCUCCACCCCCAAGCCUGGAACAGGCCAGGAUGUGUGUCCUGUGCUAGAAGUCAACAGCAAGGCUAACUCGAGACCCAGCCUCUGUCCACUCUCUCUGAUGCUUAAGGACUAUCUCCCACUCACCUAGCCCAGAGUGGACAUCAGUGUCUCUCUCUCUCUCAUCAAGAAGGUGAAAUGUACAGCUAUAGCAUCAGCCUACAGCCAGGAGCCCAGCAGCCUCUCAGCUUUUUUUGUCCAGACCUCAGCCCUGUUGGGCUCUUUGCAUCUUACCCUUUUUAACUGCUACUCCCUGAGGCGCUGCUGCUACAUUUUGCGAAUUUCUCAGUGUUUAUUAGAAAAGUGCCCCUCGUUUAUUUGGAACACCACACGUGCCACCUGCACUCACGUGAGUGGGCAAGCAGGUGCUGUAGUUUUACAAAUACACCACUGAUGCCACUUCUCCCGAGCGUGUCUCUUAGAAUUUUCUAGGACAGACAGAUUUAGGGUCCAUGCCUUACUGGACAAAACACUAAACUGUCAACAGUCAAGAUGCAAUUCUUUUUUAGCCAUCGUAAGAAGGAGUGAAUAUCACUACUGGGCGCCCGUUGUUUUUGACUAAAAAUUGCCAACUGGACCUUAUUGGAGCAGGAGACAAAGCUCUUCCUUGUAAGCAGACUGCCUGUGCCCUGUUUUGCUACUUCACUGCCACGGGACGAUCUCAGUGCUGUACCUUAGAGAUGCCUCCUCCCCAGGCAGCACUUGCUCAGUCAAUGUCUGGCUUCAGGUGGGGGGGGGGGGGAAUUUUUCACAUGAAACCGGUAAGUUCCACUCAGCCAAUUCACAUCACCCUGAAAUGGAGACAGUGGUGACAGACUUCAGCUUAUAGGUUUCUCACCAAAUCCUACCUUCCGUUCACCCAGAAUUCUUGCACUAAUGGGUUUCCAUCACAUCAUGUCUUUAAAUGGGUGCACUUUAUUGUUUGAAUUUGUAACUGAUAAAUACUGGAUAUUUAAGUGUGAGUAAUGUCUUCAUUAGAAAAUAGCAAAACCGCCCUUGUCUUUUAGUGUAUUUUUCAAGGGAAAAAAAAAAAAAAAGGAAAGAAAGCAAGCAGUGGAUCACAACAUUUAUAGCACAAGAAAUAACUGUUGUAUAUAAGCAUCAAAAAGAUUAAGAGUUUUUAAAUACAAAAAAAUAUUUGCCGUGAUUUUAAAGUGCUUUUCCAGCAAUUUUCUUAGGGACUCCUGAGACAUGGUUACUUUAUUUACUGGAUCAGUAAGGCACACAAUUAACAAUUAAAAAUUAAUGUUUAUUUACAAAGUAAAGGGAAAACCUGUGUAACAUGAGAAUUUGGCAUGGACAAAAUGGAGACCAUUUUGUAUCUGCUGUUGUAUCUUGUCCGGUUUGCAGACGUGCGCUAUUAAAAGUCCCAAGUUAAUAGAGCACAAACCCUUCUUGUUCCUCUCCCAUGUGCCCUUCUUUCUAGAUGUGUUUAACUUAAACUCGAAGGCUCAGGAAAAUUCCACUAAUUAGAAUCAUGUACAGUACCCCAGGUCGUUGUCCAGAGAUAACAAGUUUGCUAAUUUAGUUAAGCCUGGAUUAUUGUAAACAGAACAGCUUAGAGAAAGGUAUUCUCGGCCCUUAUAUUGUAUAGUAGUUUAUGAACCCCCUCUCUAAAUAUUGGUAUUUUUAUAUUCCAGAGAUGUACCCAACAGAAAAAUUAAUCAGUAUCUAAUUUAAUAUCCAUAAGUAUUUUCCUUAGAUUUUAGUCAUAGACAGUGGGUUUUUGUGGAUGUCACCUUGCUUCACCAUACUUUACCACUAGGUGUCACUGUGGCUCUGCACCAGGCUUGUCUGGUAGCAGAGAAUGGCAGCAUCUCUGGAGGAGCGACAUCCAGGCCAACAACAGACAGGCUCAUAGGCUCAAGAGGGUUCGAGAAGGAGGGAACAAAGGCCUGGAAAGGGCUCUUCAUACAUCUGUGCCAGAUGUGGCGAGAUAAGCUCUUUGAACACUUCCUGCUUUGGACCUUCAGCCAGGCAGAGGCUGGGGGAAGGCUGACCAGAGCUCCUUUUCUCUGGUGGAUGAAUGGGUGUGCAGAAGACCCAUUUCUUCCCCAGGAGCAUCCCUCUCAGUUCCUCUCGGCCUCCAACUUUUAUAACUCCAGAGGUGUCACGGUUGGAUGGUUUGAUUCAAAGAUAGUUAUUUUUCUCCUGCAGAAUUGCCUUGGACAAAACCAGUUGCUUGCUGAAUCUUUGCCACAAAAUGGAACAGGCUCCCCAGGGGGCAGGAUGUACCCACCCCAUCCCAGCCUCGCCCGCCCUGCCUGUCUGUCCCGGGGCUGCCCCCUUCUCGAGAAGCUACCCUGCAGAGGCAGCCUGCAGCUGCUCCCACACCAGGCCUGUGCCACCCGGUUGCGUGUGCACUGGGGGUGUGUGUGGCUUUCUCUCCUUCUCCUCUAGGAAUUCCAGACUGACCAGCAGCUACCAUGACUGACAACAGUGAACAAAGGGCUUAGGGGUAGGAGCUACCUACAAAGACGUGUCAUGGAAACCUUCACCAUGCAAUGCCUUGAACUCAGCUCUGGCUGCUCCCAAGAAGAGGUGGCUGGCUGGGGGCCUGGACACAAGCACAAUGGGGCUGGUGGAGCCACUGUGCAGAGCUACUUGAAUAAUCACUGGGACUUCAUCAACUUUUAUAACACAGACCACUCAAGGGCUGAAGUGUUGGUAACCUGCAUUUCGGUGUCCAAUGCCUCACAGCAGCUGAACCACCCUGAGAUGCUUGUGGCCAGCUGAUGGCCACAGUCAGAGCUUUGAAAGUCAGUACCAAAUGAAUGCGUAAUUGGACACCAAAAAUCAAGUGUUACUUUCGUGUUUCCUCACCCAUAUCCUCUCAUUUCUUCCUGCUGACUCUGUGAUAUCUCCACUAAGCUGACCUGUCAGGUUUUAGCUGGAUGCAUAUAGGUGCAGGCCGGCAUUGCUCUCGUUUUUUCCACCUAGUCUGUGGAAAGGAAGGAGCUUAGCGGGCUGUGUUGUAGCACUUGCUGGCUGGAUUUUUCUUUUGCCUAAUCGCUAACCAGAACACCUGGUUAGGGGGACUCAACUCAAUCCCUUUGGUCCCCAGGACCAGACAGAGAGUCAAUUCUGGAAAAUUCAGUACUUGAAUGUACCUGCCUUAUUGUGAACCAACUUACUGGAAAAGUGUUAGAAAUGCUGGCUCCAGAUCUCUACUUCAUUCACAGGUUAUUUUGGAAGUUCUGUAAGUUACACUUCCUGUUCUGGUUUGGUUUUUUUGGUUUGUUUUUGUUUCUGUUUUUUUUUUUCCUCUUUGGCUGAUUCCUGCUGAGUGGGACCAGUUCCUCGUCAGGCUCAGGGCAGGUGCCAUUCUCAGGCAUGGCCUCCUUUCCAUCCAGCAUAGCAUCUUUGUCUCUGUUCUGUCUCCUCCAAAUCCAAGAUGAUUUUAAUUAGUACAGACAUGUACAGUCUACAAUUAAAGAGUGAUUUGUACUAAUAUGAUUUUGAUUCUUCCUCCUCUUUGCUGUCCUUUCAAGACACUUGCUGGAAAAAGCUUUAAUGCACUUAGUUUUCCUUUAGGUUUUCUAUAACUCAGAUGUAAAGGACUUUCUCUGUACAGUAUAUUAUCCAAUGCAUGUUUGUUCUCUAUCCUGAUAUAUUGAACACCACACAGUUGUGAACUCGUGCAGUGGGGAUGUCCCACACCCAGCAGAGGCAUCUAGGCCCCUGUGUAUAAGGAAAGACGUUUUCCUUUGCUGUACUUGCUUGAGCAGUUUUAUUGUCUGUACACGUGAGCUGUGUGAGAUAGAUGUGAAAAGUUAAAUGAAUGCAGUUUCCUGCCCAUGUAUACAGAUCGCCAUCUGUACAAUGAACUGUAUGUAUGAAAGCAAAUGUACUUAUUUAUAAAUGGGUAACACUUGGAAAAACA
Aethalodelphis obliquidens (Pacific white-sided dolphin) is the source of this 12385-nucleotide messenger RNA. RefSeq names its product tetratricopeptide repeat, ankyrin repeat and coiled-coil containing 2 (gene TANC2). The transcript is spliced from 28 exons. Gene Ontology annotation, molecular function: protein binding. Gene Ontology annotation, biological process: regulation of dendritic spine morphogenesis. Bases 528 to 6722 code for a protein of 2064 amino acids. Lineage: Eukaryota; Metazoa; Chordata; Mammalia; Artiodactyla; Delphinidae. Gene Ontology annotation, cellular component: dendritic spine. The record is from RefSeq and is a predicted model, not a curated record.